Messenger RNA from Alligator mississippiensis (American alligator), 5407 nucleotides. Its product is annotated as RING finger protein 151. Gene Ontology annotation, molecular function: zinc ion binding. Bases 272 to 1186 code for a protein of 304 amino acids. The transcript is spliced from 7 exons. Lineage: Eukaryota; Metazoa; Chordata; Crocodylia; Alligatoridae. The record is from RefSeq and is a predicted model, not a curated record.
GCGAUGGGCCGGCGCCACCCGGGCCCGGGCAGAGCAACAAUGCGGACCCCCCCUUCCCUGGGUUGAUCUGCUGCUCCGCUAGCUGUCCCUGCCUUGUGCUCCCUCCCCCAAUCUGCCUCUCUGCUGUCUGCUCCCUGCCCUGUGCUCCCCACCCGAACUGCUGCUCGGCUUUCAGCUCCCUGGGGUGCCCUCUGCUCUGCUUCCCGAUCUGCUGCUCUGCUCUCCGCUGCCUGCCCGUCCCCUCCCUGUCUGCCACUCUUAGGGGCUGCCCAUGCCACUUGUGACACACAUACUGCAGGUUGAAACUCUGUGGAAAAGAAUGGGGUUUGAUAUUGAGCGUUUUGUGGGCUAUGUUAAUGAAGGACUUCUGUGCUCCAUAUGCCGGGAUGUUUUAGAAGAUCCCUUGCAGGCUCCUUGUGAACACGCUUUCUGCACUACAUGUAUACAUGGAUGGCUUGUUCAUCACAGUAACUGCCCCGAGGACAGGCAGGCACUUGAUGCAUCUGUGCUACACCCUCUCUACAGAUAUAUGAAAAAUGACCUAAAUCGACUUCAGCUUCACUGCAAAAACAGAGAACAUGGCUGUGACAUGGUCUGUUCUCUAGAAUCUAUAGACAGACAUGAGAGAGAAUGUGAAUACGGCCAGAUAUCUUGCUCAAAUGCUGGUUGUCCAGUUCAGGUUGAACGACGUAACUUAGAUAGCCAUUUGGCACUGUGUGAAUACCGGAGCCGUGAGUGUCCCAAUGGUUGUGGUUACACAGUCCUCAGUACAGAAGACACACAGCAUAACUGCGUCGCAGAGCUAAGAACAGAACUGGAAUUGCUUCGGUCAGAAAUGAUCUGCAGAGUGGAAGAAGCAAAGCAUGAGAUGGAAUCUAGGUUGGAUUCCCAGAGAAGACACAUGGUGCAAAAGGAGAGCAUGCUGCAAAAUGAAAUUGAGGAGCUGAAGAGUCAGAUGUCACGAAUGAUGUCUGACGUGCGCUCCCUCCUGGCAGCAGAGAGACAGCAUCGUCAAGAGCUGGAGCAGGCAGAGCUUGAAAAGCGUGAAUUAAUGGAGUUGCUAAAAAGCCUGCAGAAAGACUGCCGACUGAACACUACUGAGGGAAACAAGAAAUCCACAAACUUUCGACCUCUAACACGGCUGGAGAGUAUGAAACGAAAACCUAGGGAAGUUACCGUCAUCUAAAAAGAAGUAUGAUUAAAACUACUUGAACAUUAAUACAACAGACCACCAUUUUAUACAAAAGAAAUAUGGUUACAUGGAUUUCAGACUACUAAAACCUGGAGCUAUACAACAGCAACAGUAGGAUUUUAUAACAGACCCACAAAUCUUGACUUGUGGGGUUUCUUAUAUCUGAGGACUGUGAACAUUUAGAACAGGAGUGGGCAAUUAUUUGGGCCUGUGGACCACAUGAGUAGUUGUGGGGAGCUGUUGUGAGCCUGUCUGCACCCUCCCCCCAUCCCACAUAACUCACCAAACCCAGAGCCUGCGGGCCCUGCAGCCCCUCCCUGCCACUACCACUAUUGCCCAGUAGCAGCUGAGCACACAGCUCUUGUCCAAGCCCGCCGCACACCUGCUCCAGACUUGUCCAAGCCCGCCGCACACCUGCUCCAGACUUGCCCCAGCUGAAUCAAGCCAGCUCCAGACCAGCCAGGACCCAAGUGCACAGCCGUUUCUGGCCCACCCUGUACCUGCUUCAGACCUGCCCUGGACAGAGCAAACUAGCUCCAGACCAGCAGGGCUGGGGCAGCUCCUGGUUGCUGCCGCCAGCUCCGGCCCUAUGGAGACCGGUAGGGUCCUGUGUGCCCAGCCCCAACCCUGGCCCACCCCAUGCCUGCCUUGGACCAGCCCAUCCACAAUGAGAAGCAGCAGCCAGGCAGAAGCUGCUGCUGGGCACAGAGGAAAAACAGCAACCCCCUCACUGCUGCCAGGACCUUCUUUUUGCAGCUGCCCACACCCAGAUGCCCUGUGGCUCCUCUACUGAGACCACUGCCAUGCUGGGCAGCCCAGAGGUGGUGCUGGUAACAGGGGUUAGAACUUCAGGGCAGCCUGGACAUGGGAUCCAGGCAGCCACAGCAAGAAGGGCCCAGCAGCAGCAGUGAGGGGAGACAGCUACUUUUUCCCUUACGCCCGGCACAGAUUCUGCCUAAGUGCUGCCACUGUUGCUGAUCAGCAUGGGCGAGCCAGUCUGGAGUGGGCGCAGGAUGGGCCAGGGUCAGGGCUAGGGCCGUGCACACAGGUUCCUGCCAGUCUCCCCAGGGCUGGGGCUGGUGGUAGCAACCGGAAGGAGCCGCCCCAACCCCACUGUGCACCCAGGGUAGCGGGAUGUGUGUUAUGGGCCAAACAGAUUAGGCCCAUAGGUCAGAUUUUUCCCCACUCCGACUUAGAUUUGGAGCUGUGUAAAUUUCUAGUUACCUUGCUCUUGUUCUCUAAACUUCUCAUGACUCUUGCUGCACUAUUUUUUAGCACUGCUGUUAGACCAUAUUCUGUCCUCAUACCUAUGCAGUAGAAUAAAAAUUGGCCUGUUUUUAGUUACUAAAUUUGCUAACUCCAAUUGUGAACAAUUCAGAAAAAAAUUCAGGUGACACAAUCUUAAGCUAAUUUUCUAAUUUAGAAGACAAUACCCUUACGUGCCUUGUUAUUCUUUGUAUUUAAAUCUUUAUAGCAAAUGAAUAUAACCAAAGAUUUAUUUUGGAAGGUAGCCUUCUUUAGUAUUUACACUACCUUUAACAGACUUACAGUCACUUCUCCAUCCUACCCCCUGCCCUCCAAAAUUAAAUGUUAAGGAAUUCAGUUUAUUUUAUUUAGAAUUCUUAGCAUUUUUCUUUACUAGUGAAAAGAAAAUGAAAACCUUACAAGCUCAGGGCUUCUCUACACUUGGGCACUGACUGGACAAGCUCCUUUUAUGGACAUUCCUAUUGUGAAUCUGUCUACCGGGGAGUUGUUCCGAGAAUAGCCCUUCCACUUUAAAUUCAUGCCCUGUUUUUCUGGAUUGAUUUCUAAGUGUAGACAAACCCUUGGAUCAUACUAGUAGCCUUUUUCUAACCUGGGAUCCUAGCACAUUUCUUAAGCAGCUGUGUCAAAAGCAGUGUAAGAUUGUAAAGCAAUAGCCAUACCUUUUAAAGAGCUUGGCUUGUGGAAUGUGUUUACUUUGCACAGAGUGGUGCAAGCCUCCUUCAAACCUGCUGGCAAAGCCCAGAGCUGCUUUUAUUUUGAGCUCACCCUCUUCCACUGCCACCCAUCCCCCAUCUUUGUCACUGGUGGUUUUGUAGCAUUAACCUAGACAGCUGUUUUUUCAGGAUAUGCAGUUACAGCAAACAUUAAAAAAAAACACCCAAUAGAAAUUUUCCUUCAUCAUUUAAACUGAAUGAAAUUGGUCUGCUAGUGUGUCACUGAAGUCAGCAUUUAAGCAGCAAGACCAGAUGGAUUAUCCUUCCAGAACUGCACAUUAGAACUGAUCAUUUGAACCACAAUGUGUGGUUCCGACUCAUAAAAAUCAGGUCAGGUUCAACUUGGUGCCUGGGGGCUUUGUAUAACAUUUUCUUAUACUACCUAUUUGCAUACUAAAGAUUUAUCAACAGAAAAAGUAGACUUCAUAUGUCAUGGAAGCAGAAUUAGCACCUGCUGUUUAUUUGGAAGACUAGAAUAUCAACCACCUUUCCUUUAGUCAAAUCUAUUCAUUAGAUUAGUACAUUUUGUUUCACUUAAUCUGGUUUACUAGUGACUUUAAAGAUGCACCAAAAUCAGUUUGACACCUGGUCUUCCCUGGCUUUUAUGCCUGACCACAACUCAAAAUUCCCUCCCACACAAGCCUUCCAGAAGCUUAAAAAUUCCCGUGGAAUAAUUAGUGAACUAGGCUAGAUCUUUGUGGUCAGUAAUUGCUUUCUUUAUUGAAAGGUAACACUAGAAGUCUUCAUUUGAUUGGUUUCAGCAGGACUUUGGAAUGCCAGGGCAACUAUACAUGUAACAGCACACAUCAGAGCAGACUCUAAUCGACUCUGCUGUGAGUCUACUAGAGCAUGCCAGUUAGCGCGCUCCAGAAGCCUCCAUAUGUGUAUUCAGCAUCCACAUUUCAAAAUGGCCAUGGGGGCACUUGAACUAAAGCUUGUUCAAAGAGCUUUAGUUAAGUGCCCCUACUGCCAUUUUGAAGCGCAGGACACUGAAUACAUGUGACACUGUGGGUGCUUUAAUUAGAGUGGCUCUGAGUCACUUAUAUUGAAGCACCCCCACCUCCAUCCUGGAGCAUAUAUAUAGAUGCCCCAAGAAACUGUGAUCAUUGAGGAUCUUAUGCUUAGCUUAACUGAGUUGCAGUGAAAUCUGUUUGUUGGUAAUAUUCCCAGUUAAGCUAUUUUGGUUAGGCUGAUUCUAAUAUUUAGAUAAGAUGAAAAUUUAGCUUAACAUAUAUUGUAUAUUAUCAGACAUCACAAACUAUACAGCAAGUUUUUACUCCUUAGAUGAAAAAGUGAAUGAAUGAUGUAGCUAAAUAACGUAAAAUAAUAACCAUAACUAUUUUAGUUGGAAAAUUGUGGUAUGUUUUUAAUGUCUUAAAACAUCAUUAGGUAGUAUAAGAUUUUUUUUAAGUUAAAUUCCAGGCAGUUUAAUAAUAGUUCCUGAAAUAUAUUAAAAUAAGGAACCCUAUAAAUUUUGCCACAUUGCUCCCUGGCUAUUUUUUCAUAGUUUCAUAGUUGGUUGGGUCGGAAGGGGCCUAAGUAGAUCACAUCAAGUCUGACCCCCUGCCAUGGGCAGGAAAGAGUGCUGGGGUCAAACGACCCUGGCUAGGUGAUUAUCCAGCCUCCUUUUAAAGAUCCCCAGGGUAGAAGCAAGCACCACUUCCCUUGGAAGUUGGUUCCAGCUCCUAGCUGCCCUGACUGUGAAGUAGCGCCUCCUGAUAUCUAGCCUGAAUCUACUCUCUGUCAACUCACAGUCAUUAUUCCUUGUUACUCCUGGUAGUGCUGGGGAGAACAGGGACUCUCACAUAGCCUGCUGGUCCCCCUUGGCCAGUUUGUAGACGGCCACCAGAUGUGAUGCUUCUCUGCAGAUAUUGUUUAGGAGUCCAAGACGAUACAUACAGAGACCAAAUAUGACCUUUUGUUUCCAUAUGUACUACUUCAGUGGAUCCACACCAUUUAUUCCUGGGAGGCACAGAGAAAACUUAAGCAGAGUUAUUUUUUCAGUCAAUAGGUGCCUUUUUAAAUACCUGCAGUUUUGUGCAACUUUCAAGCAUCUUCCAGCACUACAGUUCAGUGCCAAUCUACUCAAAGAAUGACACUUAUUAUCUUUAUGAAAAGACAGAAAAAUAGGAUUUAAAAAGUUGCAUUUGGGAACUAAAUAUUAUAUGAUAGUAUCUGUAAAAGAAGCCAACGUAAGGCUUGUAUCAAAUUGAACUAAUAAAGGUAGUUUAUGUAA